AAAACAAUGAGUAAGGAAAGAGAUGUAUUCUUGGUAAAGGAACACCCUGAUCCUGGGAGUAAAGACUCAGAAGAAGAUUACCCCAAAUUUGGACUUUUAGAUCAGGAUCUUAGUAACAUUGGUCCUGCUUAUGACAACCAAAAACAAAGUGGUGCUGUGUCUACCAGUGGGAAUCUAAAUGGAGGAAUUGCGGCAGGAAGCAGUGGAAAAGGAAGAGGAGCUAAGCGCAAACAGCAGGACGGAGGGACGACAGGGACUACCAAGAAGGCCCGGAGUGACCCUUUGUUUUCUGCUCAGCGCCUUCCCCCUCAUGGCUACCCCUUGGAACACCCGUUUAACAAAGAUGGCUAUCGGUAUAUUCUAGCUGAGCCUGAUCCCCAUGCUCCUGACCCUGAGAAGCUUGAACUUGACUGCUGGGCAGGAAAACCUAUUCCUGGAGACCUCUACAGAGCCUGCUUGUAUGAACGGGUUUUGUUAGCCCUACAUGAUCGAGCUCCCCAGCUGAAGAUCUCGGAUGACCGACUGACUGUGGUUGGCGAGAAGGGCUACUCUAUGGUGCGAGCCUCUCAUGGGGUACGGAAAGGUGCCUGGUACUUUGAAAUCACUGUGGAUGAGAUGCCUCCAGACACUGCUGCUAGACUGGGUUGGUCCCAGCCCUUAGGUAACCUUCAAGCUCCCUUAGGUUAUGAUAAAUUUAGCUAUUCUUGGCGGAGCAAAAAGGGAACCAAAUUCCACCAGUCCAUUGGCAAACACUACUCUUCUGGCUAUGGACAGGGGGACAUCCUGGGAUUUUAUAUCAAUCUUCCUGAAGACACAGAGACAGCCAAGUCACUUCCUGAUACUUAUAAAGAUAAGGCUUUGAUAAAGUUCAAAAGUUAUUUGUAUUUUGAAGAAAAAGACUUUGUGGAUAAGGCAGAGAAGAGUCUAAAGCAGACUCCCCAUAGUGAGAUAAUAUUUUAUAAAAAUGGUGUCAAUCAAGGUGUGGCUUACAAAGAUAUUUUUGAGGGAGUUUACUUUCCAGCCAUCUCACUGUACAAGAGCUGCACGGUUUCCAUUAACUUUGGACCAUGCUUCAAGUAUCCUCCAAAGGAUCUCACUUAUCGCCCUAUGAGUGACAUGGGCUGGGGCGCUGUGGUAGAACAUACUCUGGCUGAUGUCUUAUAUCAUGUGGAGACAGAAGUGGAUGGGAGACGGAGUCCCCCAUGGGAACCCUGACGAGCUUCCUCUUUCUUUUCAGACAUGGACUUUCUGGAGAAUAAUACCGGGUGUAUUAUUUUUUAUUUUUAUUUUUUUAACUGCUUUAAGUGUUCUUCCUAAGAUGCUGCAGCACACAGCCUCUACUUUUUGCAAGUUAAAAGUCCAGGAUGGGGACCAAGGGAAACCUCUGCCCUUUUAAUAUUCUUUCCUCACUUUCAGUGAAUGCUCUUACGUUGUAUACCGUAUGCCAACAUCUGCUGACCCCACAAUCCUGUAAGUUCCCUGUGAAAUUGGUGCUGUACCUACAUACCCCCCCAGCUGGAAUUUGUUACCUUAACUGUUUUCUAAGGAGUGAAUAAUCUUGUCCAAAUAGCUGACUUAUUCAAAGUUAAUUCCUUCUGUAGGUAUUGACUCCAUCCCGUCUGAUUUCUAAGGAAGUGGUUGGCUUAUUUCAGAGAACAGCUGACAUCAACGGCUGUACAUUCCAAACCAGUCUAAAAGUUGUUUCCUUUUGGUGCAGGUUUAUUUUUGUUACUAAUUUUGAAAUAUACUUUUAACACUGGUCUCUGAAACGACUAGGUCUCUAGAACUAUAAUUGUGAAAGGAACUUGCUUGCAGCUUUAACAAAGGUAGAAACUCUUCCCAAAUAAAACUUGUUUUCAAGUUUGUGUGGCAUUUUGGUUCCCUCAGGUUGGGGUGCUCUUGGUGAUAGUGUCAGAAGUGGGGGCAGUGUGACGAAGGGUAUUGGGCACUGGAGGGAGAGGCACAUUUCUGACUUGGAUCUCAGCGCCUCUCCUGUUGCUUCUAUUUUAGCCAGCCAAUCAACCACCCCUUUUACCCUGGGGAAAUGGGACUUUUCACACAAGGAGGUGAACAGGAGUUUAAAGGGUUAAUGGUUUCUCUCCUACUCUUGUCUUUGAAUAUGGGUAUUGGUCUGUGCAGAUUGUUUUCUUGCCUUGCUUAUCUUCCUUUGCAAUACUAAAAAUUGGAAUGUGAGGGUGAUCCUUCCCUUGGGAUCUCUUUAUGGCUUUCCUGCCUCCCUUUUUUAGGUGAAAACAACACAUCAGUCUUACGGCAAAUGCAGCCCUCCCAGGAUUGCCCCACAGACUGCUGCAUAUAACUUUCUAAUAAGUAGAUGGUUCCCUAAGAAGUAGGUGAUGUGUUGCCACAGAAUCACCAUACAUUAUGUCUGUGGCUCUUCUAAAUAUUUUCUUGUCAUUUUCCUGUUUAAGAAAUUGCCCAAAUUUCAAGUGAAUAUUGGUAUCUUAACACAGUAGCUUUGACAUAUUUGUCUCCAGAUGAAUUACCUAGACCCUUCGUUUAGUGCAUUUCACUACUUCACAUCUCUUAACAGGAAAGCUGACAUAGAGCCAGCAUGUUCACACGCUGGAGUCUCGGCUUGUCACCCCUAGAUACUAUUAAUUCUUGGGCUGGUCUUAACGGACAGAUCUGGUUAUAGAAACUUCUGGAUCUUGAGAGUUUGAAGGACUACAAGAAAAUGAGGGUGAUGUUAUUUAGAGGAAGAUAAAGAAAAACCUUGGAAUGGAUUUCUGGAAGGUACCUCCUAUAGGGAGUCACUCAAGCAACUGGAGCCCCCUUUUCUAUGAUUCUAUGAAAAUGGAAGAGGAUUCUUCCUGUUCAUGUGGUAUAGUAUGGAGAGGGAAGAGCCUAUUUUCUCACUACCACCUACCCACUG
Trichechus manatus latirostris (Florida manatee) is the source of this 2893-nucleotide messenger RNA. It is a transcript of the gene ASH2L, whose product is annotated as ASH2 like, histone lysine methyltransferase complex subunit. Gene Ontology annotation, cellular component: Set1C/COMPASS complex. Gene Ontology annotation, molecular function: protein binding; transcription cis-regulatory region binding. NCBI's taxonomy places the organism in Eukaryota, Metazoa, Chordata, Mammalia, Sirenia, Trichechidae. The record is from RefSeq and is a predicted model, not a curated record. The coding region runs from base 7 to 1215 and encodes 402 amino acids. The transcript has 13 exons.